Molecule: messenger RNA, 1087 nt
Organism: Bradysia coprophila
Lineage: Eukaryota; Metazoa; Arthropoda; Insecta; Diptera; Sciaridae
Gene: Tsen2
Product: tRNA splicing endonuclease subunit 2
Biological process (GO): tRNA-type intron splice site recognition and cleavage; tRNA splicing, via endonucleolytic cleavage and ligation
Cellular component (GO): cytoplasm; tRNA-intron endonuclease complex
Molecular function (GO): nucleic acid binding; tRNA-intron lyase activity
Source: RefSeq, a predicted model, not a curated record
UCAGUGGAAUGUGGUAAUGAAGUAGAACGAGUAGAGCCAGUGGAACAAGUGUUGAGACAGCUGUUUUUGAAUAUUUUUCGCGAAUUCAUUAAACGUAAACAACUUAAGUGUACAUCGCGACCUUCUUAUUUCGAUCAGACAAUGUUUCCUCAACCGAAGAGACGCAGAAAGAAUCAGGCAGAAAGUGAUUUUCAUCCAUUUCCCGUGGACGACAUUAACGCUGAGUCAGAGCAUAUCUUCGCCGGCUACUUUACUGGCAUAAACGUUGAAGUCUUUGAUGCAGAAUCAAUUAAAAAACUUUACGAAAACGGUUCCUUCGGAAUCGGUUCCAGAACGCAAGCCGCACCGAAAGUCCUUUGGAAAGGUGAAAUUGCUCCGACGAAAGUGUCAAAGGAAAUUUAUGAUAAAAAAUGUGAAUGGAGAGAGCAGAUCGAUUGUUGUGAAUCUAAAGCCGAAAUCAUAGUCAACAAGACCGAUGAUGCAGGCGAUCCAGAAAACGAUCCAAUGGAAACGGUUCAAAUCGAUCCAUUUCACAUCGAAGAAACACUUGUGCUCACCUUGGAGGAAUCGUUUUUCUUGCACAGCACAUUGAAAUGUCUUCGAAUUUUGGAUAGUGCAGGAACGGUGCUGGACACGAACGAUAUUUUAUCGAGAUUUUGUCGUUUGAAGCCACACUUUUGGACGCAUUUUGUGGCUUACUCGUACUUGAGGAGUAAGAACUGGAUUGUCAAAUGUGGACUGAAAUUUGGCGGAGAUUUUUUGCUCUACAAGAAAGGACCGAGAUACUACCACGCCAGUUACAUUGUGCUGGUAAAGCGAUCCGAUUCUCAGGAGUAUCUUAAUGUUAAUCAACUUCAUGGCCAUUACCGAAUAUCGGAAACAUCAAAGAAGGAUCUGCUGAUCGUUGAAAUUUACUACCCGAAGCAUUUAGUCGACGAAACAGAUCCAAUGAGGUUACUGGAAAAUUUGAAAAUGUUUCGAGCAUCGGAAAUGACAAUGAAACGUUUCAAUUAUCAGCAGGAGCAUUAGCCUUGAAAAUCACUUUACGGACAGAAUAAAUCGACGAAAAAUCAAACGACAUUUCACU